Molecule: messenger RNA, 1096 nt
Organism: Aureobasidium subglaciale EXF-2481
Lineage: Eukaryota; Fungi; Ascomycota; Dothideomycetes; Dothideales; Saccotheciaceae
Exons: 2
Coding region: 162-800 (212 amino acids)
Molecular function (GO): protein binding
Source: RefSeq, a predicted model, not a curated record
GCCUCUAAAAAGUGGUCAAGAUAUUGAUGGACUUUUAAAGCAGUUUCGUGAGUUGAGGAGCUCAAUUCCAAAGUGUUCAAAAAUAGAUCUAAGAAGGUUUCAGCACCGCCAUCACCAAGUCGACCGCGACUAUCAAACUCAAGCCAGAUGAUCAAGGUGCUAUGGUUACUAUUCACAAGGAGCUGUUGUGUUCCUGCUCGCCUUACUACACCGCGGCUCUCAGAGGCGGCUUCUCGGAAUCACGAAAGGCAUCUCUUGACGCCGACAUGUCCAGCAACACUCUGAAGGCAUUUGCAACAUGGUUGUACACAGGUAGUCUCCCCAGCAAAGGAACGCACGUAGAGGGAGCGCACGAUCGUCAAUGCUGCCUCAUCAAUCUAUACAUAUUCGCCGAUCUAACUGACUUUCUGGCGCUUCGUCGCGCUACCAUGAAUCAGUUAGCAGCUGCGAACAUGUCCUUAUGCUCGUACACUCUGGUCCUAGAGAUCAUCUCGCACCUUCCAGACACCGAUCCUCUAUGGAAGCAGACUCUAGGGAGUUAUGUCUCGCACUGGACGCCUGACUGUGAUGACUACGCCCCGGGUUGCUACCUUGAUGCGGAACUGGAAGAUGGAGGAAGACUACUACCCGGCUUCAUGCACGAAGUUCUGAAAGAAGUAGCACUUCGCACGGAGCUCAACCCGCCUGGUUGCUCGUGCUGCUCUAAUCCUUGCACCUACCACGAACAUGAGAGUGAGGAAGAAUGGAAAGCAACUUGCGGAAAGGUCAAGGGCUCGAAGCUGCCAGAAUCAUUGCUUUAGCAGGAAACGAGAGAGCGACAUGAAUUCGUACAUCAUGAGAAAAGAAAACAGAGAGACGAUAAUUCGUGCCCAAGUCCACAAGCAGAUAAUGGACCGGAGAGAGGAUUUAUUGAAGCAAUGCAGACCAUUGCCCAGUUGAACAGCUUCAACAGAAGUGGUCAGAAGUUAUCACUUUCCAACUGCCGUAGUAGAAAAUCCCUUUCUCUUAGUAUCAUAUCAGAACUACUUCUGGAUCUAGCACUGGAAGCUUCUGAAUACCUGAUCAAUAAUUCCGUGAAUCAAGCAUGUCCUCACAA